AUGGAGAGUGAUAUGGAUCCGAAUGUUUUAAUGGACCGAUACGAGUUGGGGAGAUUGCUUGGUCAGGGAACAUUUGGGAAGGUUUACUAUGCACGUAGUAAGGUGACUAACCAGAGUGUUGCGAUUAAAGCAAUCGAGAAAAAUAAGGUUGUGAGAACCGGGCUUGUUGAUCGAAUCAAGCGUGAGAUAUCGGUUAUGAAAUUGGCUCGACAUCCCAAUAUUAUACAGCUUUUUGAGGUUAUGGCGACUAAGACUAAGAUUUACUUUGUUAUGGAGUAUGCUAAAGGUGGUGAGCUUUUCAACAAGGUUUCGAAAGGAAAACUCAAAGAAGAAGUUGCGCACAGAUAUUUUAAACAGCUAAUCAACGCGGUUGAUUUUUGUCACAGUAGAGGCGUGUAUCAUCGAGACAUUAAGCCUGAAAAUAUUCUAUUGGAUGAAAAUGGGAAUCUAAAGGUUUCUGAUUUUGGGUUAAGUGCUCUUGUGGAGUCAAAUCAAGAGGAUAGUAUGCUCCGUACGCCUUGUGGCACUCCGGCCUAUGUUGCUCCUGAAGUCAUUAAAAGAAAAGGGUAUGACGGUGCGAAAGCCGAUAUUUGGUCUUGUGGAAUAGUUCUAUUUGUUUUAUUGGCAGGUUAUCUCCCUUUUCAUGAUUCAAAUUUGAUUGAGAUGUAUAGGAAGAUAAGCAUAGCAGAAAUAAAAUAUCCUAGUUGGUUUCGGCCUGAAGUUUGCAAGCUAUUAGGCGAUAUAUUGAAUCCGAAACCCAAUACUAGGAUUUCCAUAGCUGAGAUUAAGGAACAUUGUUGGUUUAAAAAUGGACCAAAUGCUAGAAAUAAAAAACCAAAAGUGGAAAACAGCACUCUUUCUGUUUGUUCUUCCAGUACAGUUUUGUCUGAUCAAAAUGACGAAAACGACGGUCUAGAAGCAGAAGAAGCAAAGGAAGAGUCGUUUGUGCCGAUCAGCAUAAAUGCCUUUGAUAUCAUUUCCCUUUCAGUUAGCUUCGAUCUUUCUAGAUUCUUUAAAGACGAUGUUCAGACAAAAGAAGCAAGAUUUAGUUCAAAACUACCUGCAUCAGUCAUCAUCUCGAAGAUGGGAGACAUUGCUAAGAAACUGAGGAUGAAAAUUAAGAAAAAAGCUGCUGGUUUGUUGAAAUUAGAGGGAUUGGAUGAAGGUAGGAAAGGGGUUUUAUCCAUUGAUGCAGAGAUCUUCGAGAUUACUCCUAAUUUCCAUUUAGUUGAGGUGAAAAAAUCAAAUGGAGAUACAUUAGAAUAUCAAAAAAUUCUGAAAGAGGAUAUUAGGCCUGCUCUUCAGGAUAUUGUUUGGGUGUGGCAAAGUGACCAACCACUGCAAUCUCAGCUAUCAGAUCAACAGCUACAGAUCCAUGACCAGCAGCAAUAA
Messenger RNA from Lathyrus sativus (Indian pea), 1392 nucleotides. The record is from the annotation of a GenBank genome assembly. NCBI's taxonomy places the organism in Eukaryota, Viridiplantae, Streptophyta, Magnoliopsida, Fabales, Fabaceae.